Penicillium vulpinum is the source of this 1509-nucleotide messenger RNA. RefSeq names its product Major facilitator superfamily domain general substrate transporter. Gene Ontology annotation, molecular function: transmembrane transporter activity. The coding region runs from base 1 to 1509 and encodes 502 amino acids. Lineage: Eukaryota; Fungi; Ascomycota; Eurotiomycetes; Eurotiales; Aspergillaceae. Gene Ontology annotation, cellular component: membrane. The transcript is spliced from 6 exons. Gene Ontology annotation, biological process: transmembrane transport. The record is from RefSeq and is a predicted model, not a curated record.
AUGAGCUCAAUUAAGGAAGAUGUCUCCCAUAUUUCGCAUGGCGAGGAGGGAGUCAUGAAAAAACUCGACACCGCGCACGGCGAUGAGGCAAUCAGGGUUCUAGCCGCAUACGAUGGCGAUCAGACCUGGACUCCAGAGGAGGAGAAGAAGCUAUGCAGAAAAAUCGACCUCAAGCUACUCCCUGUUCUGUGCGUCACCUAUGCAUUUCUUUAUGCUGACAAGGUCUUGCUUGGACAAGCGGCUCUUUUUGGAAUCAAGGAUGAUCUGGGCUUGAGCACUGGAAAUCGCUUCUCCAUGGCUUCAUCCAUCUUCUACCUUGGAUUUAUCUUAGGGGCUUAUCCAGUCACUGUCCUAGCCCAGAUGUUCCCCAUCGAACGCGUUGCUUCUCUUGCCAUCAUAGUUUGGGGAACCACUCUGAUCGUUACGCCCGCUUGUACGAACUUCCACGGAUUAUACGCGCAAAGAUUCUUUCUUGGCUUCACUGAGGCUGGCAUCAGUCCGAUUUUCAUGAUGAUCGUCGGUGGAUGGUACAAAAAGGAUGAACAAUCCCUGAGAAUGGGUGCCUGGUACUCAUGCACGGGUUACGUGUCUAUUUUUUCGCCUCUUGUUAACUACGGACUUGGGCACCUCGAAGGAAGGUUAUCCCCGUGGUUCUAUAUGUACUUUUUUGCUGGGGCUCUCACCAUCAUCUGUGGUGUCGUGGUUUACUUCGUCCUCCCACCUGAUCCCAUCCGAGCCAAGGGUUUCAACGACAGAGAGCGCUUCAUUGCUGUAUCGCGCAUGAAAACAAACAACUCCGGAGUCAGAAACACUCAUUUCAAGGGUAGUCAAGCCAUUGAGCUCUUGACCGAUAUCAAGUUUUGGCUCAUUUUCUUCUACGCUGUAUGCAGCAUGUUCGCGAAUGCCCCGAUCUCCACUUUCCAAGCUAUUAUCAUUGAUGGAUUUGGCUUCAACCCACUCAACUCAUUGCUUCUCAUGAUGCCUUCCGGCUUUUACGCUGGUACCAUGAUGUUGAUCAUGACAUACCUGGCUUACAAAUUCCCCGGUUGGCGUUCAUAUCUCAUCAUCAUCUCCCAGGUGGUUACGAUGGUUGCCUCCCUUCUGCUCUGGCUGCUGCCUCGGGAGGAACUUGGAGGACUCCUUUUCGCCUGCUAUAUCCUGACGACGACCGGCGCUGGGUACGCAGUAUCAAUGGGCCUUUUCCUUGCGAACAAUGCUGGCUAUACCAAGCGAUCGCUCGCUUCCUCGGGAUUGUACAUUGGAUACUCUCUUGGCAAUUUUGCAGGGCCUCAGGUCUUCCGAACCCAAGAUUCCCCUCAUUAUAAUCUGGGAUUCAUCGUGGUGCUUAUCACUGCCAUCGUUGCGGGUCUCUUUGUGUUCGUAUACCGCAUACUUUGCUCAAUGGAGAACCGUCGCCGUGAUAAGAUGGGAACUGUGGAAGGCUUCGAACAUGCCUAUGAAGACGAUUUGACUGAUAAGAUGAAUAUGCAAUUCCGGUAUUCACUGUGA